AACGGAAGACGAUGAUUUUACUUAUGAUAGAAGAAAGGAGCAUAUGUUGUAUAAGGCUGUUCUGAACCUAUUAGCCAAGGAACAUGCUCAAGCUAUAAAAUAUCUCUCUAUUGCCAUAACGCAACUGGAUGCUUACGUACCAACUGGUUGUCAGACUACGUGUCGUGUUAUGAAUGAGAAGUCUUCCGCAAGCAUAGAAAACUUCUGGAUGUCGAUCGAUAAAAAACUCAGCAACGAAAGAAAGGAACAUAUAGAGACAAAGUGGGACAUCGAGGAUGACGAAAAUAAGACACAGACGUACCAAGAAAUAAUUUUAGAUGUCGGGAAUAAUCCGCUUUAUGUAACUGAACACAUCGAGAAGAAUGAAGUAUGUGGAGUCUCAACAUCUACAAUUCCUACAACUCCUCACAGUUAUAAGGUUUCGAACGAUUCAAGUAAUGAAGUUGAGCCUCACUCAACACCAAAUACUCCUACGACUCCUUCUCCUCCCCCUUCAUCUCACAAUUAUAAACAACCACGAUUCAUAACUAAUAAUGAAUACAUGGAUAUGAUUUGGUCUCCCUGGCAGUUUGAUGCAAUUAUUUGCGAAAUAGAUAUCGAAGAGAAAUUAAUAGGCCUAUGUGAGAAAAAAAAGAAAGCAAAGAAGAAAUCGUCAUUAAGUUAUGGUAUUGUCGACCUGAAUGAUAGUAGAAUCAUGGAUGUCAUGGGACAAUCUGUAAAGUUUUAUUUUGAAGCAGAAAUGAAGAAGUAUAUAUCACGAAUCACCACCAGCAGCAACAAAUACAACCCAACCAUUUAG
Molecule: messenger RNA, 799 nt
Organism: Funneliformis geosporum
Lineage: Eukaryota; Fungi; Glomeromycota; Glomeromycetes; Glomerales; Glomeraceae
Source: the annotation of a GenBank genome assembly